UCAAUUUAUUAUCAUAGUUGCAAUAUUGAUUAGAUGUAUUCAUUGAUUCGCAGUUAACUUGGCACCAUUUGGCACUGUGCAUUGUGCACAAUUGUGAUUUGACAAGAGUUAAAACGGGUCAAGUAAUAUCUUGAACAUCCGCGACUAAAGAUUGAGGAAGUUGGGUAAAGCAAUGAUAUCUUAGUAUAAGUGUUGGUAAGAAGUUCGUAAAAUGACAUUACCAUAACUUUUAUAUAUUUAGUAUUGCACUUUUUUCCUUUAUAGUAGGUAAUUCAAGCAAAAUGUUGAGACAUUCAGUAAUGAGAGCUUCUAGCCUCUCAUGUGGUAGAUUGGGGAUUCAUACAUCUCCAAAAUUACAGCAAGAACUCGUAGAGCUUUUCAUAGAUGAUAAACCUGUUCAAGUUCCACCAGGAACAACAGUCCUACAGGCUGCUGCAACUGUUGGAGUAGAAAUUCCAAGAUUUUGUUAUCAUGAGCGUCUUGCUGUAGCUGGAAAUUGUAGAAUGUGUUUAGUUGAGAUAGAGAAACAAGUAAAACCAGUCGCAGCUUGUGCCAUGCCUGUAAUGAAAGGAUGGCGAGUAAAAACUAAUUCUGACUUAACUCGAAAAGCACGAGAAGGUGUCAUGGAAUUCUUAUUGGUGAAUCAUCCUUUGGAUUGUCCAAUUUGUGAUCAGGGUGGCGAAUGUGAUUUGCAAGAUCAAAGCAUGGCUUUUGGUGGUGAUAGAAGCAGAUUCAUUGAUAUUAAUUUCACUGGGAAGAGAGCAGUACAAGAUAAAAAUAUGGGUCCUCUGGUUAAAACAGUAAUGACCAGAUGUAUUCAUUGUACAAGAUGCAUUAGAUUUGCUUCUGAAGUUGCUGGCAUUGAUGAUUUAGGAACAACAGGUCGUGGAAAUGCUAUGGAGGUAGGAACAUAUGUUGAGAAGAUGUUUUUAUCAGAACUAUCUGGUAACAUCAUUGAUUUGUGCCCUGUUGGAGCUCUAACAAGUAAACCAUAUGCUUUUGUUGCUCGUCCUUGGGAAACACGCCGUACAGAUAGUAUUGAUGUCCACGAUGCAGUUGGUAGUAAUAUAGUUAUUUCUCAUAGAACUGGAGAAGUUUUAAGGAUUCUACCAAGAGUAAAUGAGGAAAUAAAUGAAGAAUGGUUGUCUGACAAGUCUCGCUUUGCUUGUGAUGGCUUAAAAUGUCAAAGGCUUAUAACACCUAUGAUAAAAAUUAAUGGUAAACUAGAAAAUGUUAGCUGGGAAGAUGCACUUAUUGCAGCUGCAAAGGAAAUAUGUUGCGCAUCAAAUAAAUGUGCUGCAAUUGCUGGCAAACUUGCAGAUGCAGAAGCUCUUGUAACUUUGAAAGAUUUUAUAAAUAAAAUAGGAAGUGAAUCUCUAGCAACAGAACAGAGUUUUCCAAAAGAUGGUGCUGGUAUUGAUUUAAGAAGCAAUUAUCUUUUGAACAAUACUAUAGCCAAAGUCGAAGAUGCAGAUGUUGUUGUAUUAAUUGGUACAAAUCCAAGAUAUGAAGCACCACUAGUGAAUACUCGUCUUAGAAAGGGAUAUAUUCAUGGUGAACAAAUUAUUGCUUUGAUAGGUCCUGAUGUAGACCUAACAUAUGAUCAUGAGCAUUUAGGUGAUUCAUUAGAUAUAAUAACUCAAUUAAAGAGUGGUACUCAUCCAUUUUGCUCAACUCUAAAGAAUGCUAAAAAGCCACUCAUUAUCUUAGGUGCAGAGCAGUUAACUCGAAAAGAUGGAGCUAAUAUUCUUGCUGAAACACAAGCUCUAGCCAAAGCUUUGGAAAGUACUUCGAAAAUCAGCGGAGAAUGGAAAGUAUUGAAUCUGCUUCAUACAAAUGCAUCACAAGUAGCAGCAUUAGAUAUUGGUUAUAAUUCAACUGUAGAAAAAAUUAAACAAGAACAACCAAAAGUAUUAUUCCUUUUAGGAGCAGAUGAUGCAAACAUUACAAAGGAAAAUUUUCCUAAUACAUUCAUUAUUUAUAUAGGUAGUCAUGGUGAUCAAGGAGCUACUAUCGCAGAUGUUGUGUUAGCUGGUGCAGCAUAUACUGAAAAAAAUGCUAGUUAUGUUAACACGGAAGGACGUGCACAACAAACUUGUGCAGCUAUUACACCUCCUGGUAUGGCACGUUCAGAUUGGAAAAUUAUUCGUGCUCUUUCUGAGAUAUGUGAUAUGACUUUACCUUAUGAUGACUUAAAUGAUGUACGAUUAAGAUUAGAGGAAGUUUCACCGCAUUUAGUCAGAUAUGGUGAUUUGGAACCAGCUAAUUUCUUUGCAGAAGCAUUGGAAUUAUCCAAGGAAACAAAAGGUUCAUUCUUACCAGAUCCAAUAAAUAUAAAACAAAAAUCAUUGGAUCAAUUUUUCAUGACUGAUGCUGUGUCACGUGCUUCUCCAACUAUGGCUAAAUGCGUUCAAGCAGUUAUAAAACAGCGUCAGAAUGAAAUAUAAAUGAUAGCAUUAUUAUGUAUAUAAAUAAAGUUGUGUAAUAAUAGAGAAACAAUAAUUAUAGAUUAAAUUAUUUAAAAGCUGGAUACCAAUUUAUGUGUAUCUGUAGUCAUCGAUACUAUAAGAAUAAAUAAACAUGAUAAAUAAAUAA
Vespa crabro (European hornet) is the source of this 2595-nucleotide messenger RNA. It is a transcript of the gene ND-75, whose product is annotated as NADH-ubiquinone oxidoreductase 75 kDa subunit, mitochondrial. The coding region runs from base 282 to 2447 and encodes 721 amino acids. Gene Ontology annotation, molecular function: NADH dehydrogenase (ubiquinone) activity; iron-sulfur cluster binding. The record is from RefSeq and is a predicted model, not a curated record. Lineage: Eukaryota; Metazoa; Arthropoda; Insecta; Hymenoptera; Vespidae. Gene Ontology annotation, biological process: ATP synthesis coupled electron transport. The transcript has 12 exons. Gene Ontology annotation, cellular component: membrane.